Molecule: messenger RNA, 845 nt
Organism: Syzygium oleosum
Lineage: Eukaryota; Viridiplantae; Streptophyta; Magnoliopsida; Myrtales; Myrtaceae
Exons: 3
Coding region: 138-662 (174 amino acids)
Source: RefSeq, a predicted model, not a curated record
AUUUUUAGUUGAUUAUGGCAAGUGGUUAGAAUGUCAUUUGGUGGCACAUUAAAGUGAGAGAUUUUUAGGAGGUGCGGUUUUGGCCUGAGAGCUUCUUCUUCUUUUGUCCUCUCCCAGUGAGUUAAGACACAGAGGAAAUGGAGAAAGCAAUGACCAAGGUUGGGAGCUUUUGGAUAGCCAAAAAAGCCAAGCAAGAGUUCUCCAACAUCGCGGGCGACCUCUCGUCUAUAUCGGGCACGGUCGAGGAGAAGGCGAAGUGGGUCAUCAACAAAUUGAAAGGCAAGCCGCCGAAAGCGCUGCCGGAUCUCCUCCGAGAGCACAACCUCCCCCCGGGCCUCUUCCCUCAGAACAUCACGUGCUACGAGCUCGACGCGUCCAGGUCGAAGCUCGUUGUCUACAUGCCCUCCGCCUGCGAAGCCAGCUUCAAGGACGGGUCCAUCGUGAGGUACGCGAGCCGCGUCAAGGGGACCCUUUCCCGUGGGAAGCUCGCCGGGAUUGAAGGCAUGAAGACCAAGGUCCUGGUGUGGGUGAAGAUCGCCGGCGUGGCCGUCGAGAGCCACAAGUCCGACAAGAUCUGGUUCACGGCUGGGGGCGUCAAGAAGUCGCGGCCUAGGGACGCGUACGAAAUGGCCCGCGAUGCUGUUCGAGUCGACGAGUUCUAAGAUUCUUCCGGUCGAACCGCGCAGUAAAAUGGCUGAGCAUAGUGGAUUGAUCGUCAGUUUUCGUUAAUUUCAUCUACUUGUACAGAUUACAAAAUUUGUCAUUUGCGACAGAUGAUUUGAAGAUUGUGAAUACUUGGCCCCAUUUGAUAAGGAAAAAAUGGCACAAAUAGUCCCUGAACUUUA